AUGUACCCUCGAUACGCGAGAGACAAACAGCUCUGGAGUGAGAACGAAUAUUUUAACGAGCCCGCAAAAGAUGACAUAGCAAGAGAAAUUUGGAAACUAGUUGAUAAGAAUUCGCCCGACCCGAGAUACCUCUGGGACGUGAAGAGCAAAAAGACAAUCCGUGUUCAUCAACGCCAUCCUGAAUAUGUCUGCAUCAGCCACACUUGGGGCCGAUGGACUGUCAAGCUGCCUUCUCAUGUUAGUAUUCCAGGCGUGCCUUGGAAAGUCCUCGAGAACACUUUAUAUAAUGUCCGAGAUCUGCCCAACAUGCUCCUCAAAUUGAAGUACGACUUCAUCUGGCUUGAUCUAUUUUGCCUACCGCAGGACGAUUCGCCCGAGCAUCGAGCCGAAGUUGCCAAUCAAACAGCCAUAUUUCACCGAGCAAAGAAAUGCAUCGCUUGGCUGAACGAUGUGGAGACUUGGGAUGGAACUGAGGCUGCCAUGGAUUACUUGGGUAUGAAGUAUUUGCGAACCUCAGCCACUGACCCAGAGCUCGCAGUCAGUGACAAGCGCGUGAAAUCUAGUAUUUCCGCGGCAGCAGACCAUUGUUUAGAACUGAUGAAGGAAAAUGACGAACCUUCAUCUUGGUUUUUAUCUUUAUGGACUCUUCAAGAGGCAGCAUUGUGCCCUGACUUACAACUCUGCACCAGAAGCAUGGAACUGCUGUUGGAUAAAACUGGCACUCCAAUAAGUCUUUCAACAUUGAUAGCCAUUCUCUCCCUCCUCAGGACUCCCAACAGGAGCCAAAUGGCAGAGUUUCCUUCUGACCCACUAUUUGAUAUCGUUCCUGAGUGCGUGUCAAAGCCUUUUCUCUUAGGAAAGAUGACAAAAUUGGAGUGGCUCCUGGAACAUCUAUCGCCGAUGGACAUCAUGGUCGCAUCGAACACGCGCACUUGUAAACGCUCUCGAGCCGUUGCUAUUAUGAAUGCUCUUGGUGUUUUGGACUGGUACAAGACAGAGUCCGAGGGAGGCAACCUUGGUACGGGCGGCAAGGAAGAGAAGCUUGUUUUGGAUACAUUUCCCAUUGAGUUUGUUAGGGAAGUCGCAAGAAAAUACGGAACUGUGUUUUACACAGCAGUCGAAUCCGUAAACUCUUACAGGGUCAAGACACACGAAGGACUCUGGGGAUUUCCAGAUGUUCAUAUAGGUAGCAUGAUGCCUUUUUCCGAAACGCAUGGAUGGUACACGUCCGUGAUGAAUGCUGUGACAGUACCAGCAAUACAGAAGAAGGACCAUGAAGCGGUUGCUAGCUGGCACAUCAACGAAAACAGGAGCGUUAGAAUACGUUCUGCAGGCAUAAUAUCUUGCUCAAGCGAUUCCGCCAACAAGUCCCCUAUCAAAUCCUUUGUCGCCACCAUGGAAGGAGGUGAAAGGCUGACAAUUGUGCAAAAUAAGAGUGCCCACGCUGACUUACAUGCUUCGCUUCGAGAAUUGGCCGGAGAUAAAAUGGUAUUCUACGCUGUUGUACUGCAGGAAGACUAUGGACAGAAGUCUGGUAUCUUGCUUCAGGCGCCCAGGACGAGAAUUCCAAAACCUAGGAAAAGGUGGCUGAUCAAAACGGGCUUUUUCAACACACUUGAGUCUUCCCCACCGACACUUUGCACAGCUGUUAAUUGGUGCGUUGCGUGA
Messenger RNA from Trichoderma atroviride IMI 206040, 1668 nucleotides. RefSeq lists its product as uncharacterized. Lineage: Eukaryota; Fungi; Ascomycota; Sordariomycetes; Hypocreales; Hypocreaceae. The record is from RefSeq and is a predicted model, not a curated record.